Molecule: messenger RNA, 384 nt
Organism: Funneliformis mosseae
Lineage: Eukaryota; Fungi; Glomeromycota; Glomeromycetes; Glomerales; Glomeraceae
Source: the annotation of a GenBank genome assembly
AUGUUUAUGGGUUAUGAUACUGCACUUUUUUCAAUGUAUUUAUUCCUUACAGGAGAUUCAAGUGCUUUAUCUAACUGGGAAUAUAAAGAGAAUCCAUCUCUUACUUUCUUAAUGAUAACAAUAGAACUUCAUAUUUUACACAAAAAGCAAAGAUAUUAUCAUGCUGAUUUAGAUGAGACAUGUAGAAAAAUUAGGGAACUAAUUAAAGAGAAUGAAUGGGAUUCUGAGUAUUUUCCAGAAAUGAAACAAAAUUUGUUAAACAAGCUCAAUAUUCAGGAAAAGUCCGAUAAAGAUGUGUUAGAUAUACUUUUAAAAAGUUUGAAAGGUAUAUCUGAAGUUCAGAAUUCAUAUAAGCAAAUUUUCAAUGAAAAUAGAAAAUCCUGA